Molecule: messenger RNA, 1871 nt
Organism: Peromyscus maniculatus bairdii (prairie deer mouse)
Lineage: Eukaryota; Metazoa; Chordata; Mammalia; Rodentia; Cricetidae
Product: alpha-amylase 1
Biological process (GO): carbohydrate metabolic process
Molecular function (GO): cation binding; alpha-amylase activity
Source: RefSeq, a predicted model, not a curated record
GGUGGUGCCCAGUCCACUGUCAGUCACCGUAGAGAUCAGAUCACAAUGCUGGCAGAAAUCAUAUUUGGAGAAUUAUAUAAGGCUUUCAAGAAUGAAUAUUGAAAGAAUGAGAUUAUAGAAAAUUAUAAAAUUCUAAAUCUGACCUUUUUUUCUACUGAAAAGAAAUUGAAACCCAAACCGUGAGAUUCCUGUUGUUUUGUAAUUGACAAACACUUAGCUGUAGGUUUGUAUGAUUGCUGAUUUAUACAAGUUACUCUGGAAUAAAGUGGUUGUUAGAAAAAACACUAACAACAUCAUACCAAAAUGAAGUUUUUCCUGCUGUUUUCCCUCAUUGGGUUCUGCUGGGCUCAAUAUGACCCACAUACUGCAUAUGGACGAAGUGCUAUUGUCCACCUGUUCGAAUGGCGCUGGGUUGAUAUUGCCAAGGAAUGCGAGCGAUACUUAGCUCCUAACGGAUUUGGAGGAGUUCAGGUCUCUCCACCCAAUGAAAACCUAGUAGUUAACAGUCCUUCAAGACCUUGGUGGGAAAGGUACCAACCAAUUAGCUACAAAAUAUGCUCAAGGUCUGGAAAUGAAGAUGAAUUCAGGGACAUGGUGAAUAGGUGCAAUAAUGUUGGUGUCCGUAUCUAUGUGGAUGCUGUUAUUAACCACAUGUGUGGAGAAGGGGCUCAAGCAGGAACAAGCAGCACAUGUGGAAGCUAUUUCAACCCACACAACAGGGACUUCCCUGCAGUUCCAUACUCUGGUUGGGAUUUUAAUGAUGGCAAAUGUAAAAGUGGAAGUGGAGGCAUUGAGAACUACAAUGAUGCUUAUCAGGUCAGAGACUGUCGUCUGUCUGGCCUUCUGGAUCUUGCACUUGAGAAAGAUUAUGUUCGUACCACAGUGGCUAAUUAUAUGAACCAUCUCAUUGACAUGGGUGUAGCAGGUUUCAGACUUGAUGCUUCUAAGCACAUGUGGCCUGGAGACAUAAAGGCGGUUUUGGACAAACUGCAUAACCUCAAUACACAGUGGUUCUCUCAAGGAAGCAGACCUUUCAUUUAUCAAGAGGUCAUUGAUCUGGGUGGUGAAGCAGUGACAAGCAGUGAAUACUUUGGAAAUGGUCGUGUGACAGAAUUCAAGUACGGAGCAAAACUGGGCACAGUCAUCCGCAAGUGGAAUGGAGAGAAGAUGGCCUACUUAAAGAACUGGGGAGAAGGUUGGGGAUUCAUGCCUUCCGACAGAGCCCUUGUCUUUGUGGACAACCAUGAUAAUCAGCGAGGGCAUGGGGCUGGAGGAGCAUCCAUUCUGACAUUCUGGGAUGCUAGACUAUAUAAAAUGGCAGUUGGAUUUAUGUUGGCUCAUCCUUAUGGAUUCACACGAGUAAUGUCAAGUUACCAUUGGCCAAGGUAUUUUCAGAAUGGACAGGAUAUCAAUGAUUGGGUUGGACCACCCAAUGACAAUGGAGUAACCAAAGAAGUGACCAUUAAUCCAGACACCACUUGUGGCAAUGGCUGGGUCUGUGAACAUCGAUGGCGUCAAAUAAGGAACAUGGUUGCCUUCAGAAACGUUGUCAAUGGUCAGCCUUUCUCAAACUGGUGGGAUAAUGGCAGCAACCAAGUGGCUUUUGGCAGAGGGAACAGAGGAUUCAUUGUCUUUAACAAUGAUGACUGGGAAUUGUCAACAACUUUACAAACUGGUCUUCCUGCUGGCACAUACUGUGAUGUCAUUUCUGGAGACAAAAUUGACGGCAAUUGCACCGGAAUUAAAGUCUAUGUUGGCAGUGAUGGCAAUGCUCACUUUUCUAUUAGUAACUCUGCUGAAGACCCAUUUAUUGCAAUCCAUGCUGAAUCAAAAAUAUAAAGUUUAAAAUAAAUACAUAUUGAGAGCAUCAA